UUGACAGAGCUGAGAGCAGUCAGCGUGGAGGUUCUCGGCUCUCAGGACUCGGGCAGAACUCAGGAGAGGGACAGCUCCCUGACGGUGCGGAGCACACUCUGAAAAAAUGCCACGGUCCUUUCUAGUGAAGAGUAAGAAGGCGCACACCUACCACCAGCCCCGAGCACAGGGCGAUGACCUGGUCUGGCCUCCUGCCGUAAUUCCUGUGGCAAAGGAACAUACCCAGAGUGGCAGCCCUGUUCUCAGCACACUGCUUCCAAGCCAGACCUUGGACUGGAACGCAGUCAAACAGAAGCAGGAGAUGCUGCUGAACCAGAGCCUUCCCAAGAUGGCCUCAGCCCCAGAGGGGCCUCACGUGACAUCCCAACCCCAGGAUGGGGAAUCGCCACUCUCCGAGUCGCCCCCUUUCUAUAAGCCCAGCUUCUCUUGGGAUACGCUGGCCUCCUCCUACAGACACAGCUACCAACAGACCCCCUCCACCAUGCAGUCAGCUUUCCUGGAGCGCUCCGUGAGGCUGUACGGCAGCCCGCUCGUGCCCAGCGCCGAGUCCCCCUUGGACUUCAGCCUCCGUUAUUCUCCGGGCAUAGACACUUACCACUGUGUCAAGUGUAACAAGGUGUUCUCCACCCCUCAUGGGCUAGAAGUGCAUGUCCGCCGCUCUCACAGCGGAACCCGGCCCUUUGCCUGUGACAUCUGUGGCAAAACCUUUGGCCACGCUGUGAGUUUAGAGCAGCACACGCACGUGCAUUCCCAGGGUGUCCCAGCCAGGUCCAGUCCCGCGCCCAGCUUGGCUGUCCCGGGCCUCGAGGCCCCACCUGCACCUGACCCCCCAAGGCCUCGUUUCCCCCGGCAGGAGCGUAGCUUCGAGUGCCGGAUGUGUGGCAAAGCCUUCAAGCGCUCAUCCACCCUGUCCACCCACCUGCUCAUCCAUUCGGACACUCGGCCCUACCCCUGCCAGUUCUGUGGGAAACGCUUCCACCAGAAGUCGGACAUGAAGAAACACACCUACAUCCACACAGGUGAGAAGCCUCACAAGUGCCAGGUGUGUGGAAAAGCCUUCAGUCAAAGCUCCAACCUCAUCACCCACAGCCGCAAGCACACAGGCUUCAAGCCCUUCAGCUGUGAGCUGUGCACCAAGGGCUUCCAGCGCAAGGUGGACCUGCGACGUCACCGUGAGAGCCAACAUAACCUCAAGUGAGACUACUGGCCAGCCUGCCCCGGUAUGUCUCGCCUGAAGGCCAGUCUCAUGAUUCCAGUCCGGAUCCUCAGGCCACCUGGAAGCAGCCCCGCCCACGAGCCUCUCUGCUUCCUUCGAGACUGGGUGACCUCCACCAAGCCAUGCCUCUUCUCUGACUGCAGCGGGUGUAGGAGUCAACUCCGGCCUUUCGGAACUGAAGCAGUCACAGAUGUGCUCUGGUCACUGCCGCUGCCAGAGCAUAGAAAGAAGCAACAAAACUCCGUGGGCAGAGAUGGCAAAAACAGGCAAGAGCCAGGCUCCAAGAAGCCCUCUUGCUUGCUUCUCUGCGACUGGUGAAUGAAUUUUUAGGGAUUCUCUUUCUGCCUGCCAGUCAGAGUUGUCCCCUGCCCUAUAGGUCUGGCACCCCUCUGCUUUGGCUAGAUGUACUGGCUGUCCCUCACCUCUGACCACAUUCAUCUGCCCACUGGGAGUGGCUCCACGGGUGAGCCACCAGGCUGUGAAAGCAGGAAGCCUGCCCGCCCGUCGAUGUCAAUAAUAAAGAUGAAUUUGUUUGCGUG
Messenger RNA from Rattus rattus (black rat), 1755 nucleotides. RefSeq names its product growth factor independent 1B transcriptional repressor (gene Gfi1b). Gene Ontology annotation, biological process: regulation of transcription by RNA polymerase II. The coding region runs from base 107 to 1198 and encodes 363 amino acids. The record is from RefSeq and is a predicted model, not a curated record. Gene Ontology annotation, molecular function: RNA polymerase II cis-regulatory region sequence-specific DNA binding; DNA-binding transcription factor activity, RNA polymerase II-specific. Lineage: Eukaryota; Metazoa; Chordata; Mammalia; Rodentia; Muridae. Gene Ontology annotation, cellular component: nucleus. The transcript has 7 exons.